AUGGAGGCUCACGUCUUUCCCGACCAGAGUCAACUGCUGCUGUUUCUCAGGAGGCUCAAGGAGGUUUUCGACGUGUGUGACGAGGAUGCUGACGGCUUCAUCCGGGUGGAGCACUUGGUGGACCUCGGUCUUCAGUUCGGUCAAGGAGAGGAGGUGAAGAAGUUGACUAAGUACCUGGAUCCUAACGCUCACGGGAAAAUAAACUUCAAAGACUUUUGCCACGGAGUGUUCGCUAUCAAAGGCUGUGAGGAGAUACUGAAGAUGGCUGUGGGUCCUCGUGGUCUUACCUCCCGCCAACCGUCUGUCACUGACAAUGGCUACAUUUACCAGAACGGCGAGGCUAAGCUGGGCCCUCCGAUUAUCAUGUGUACGCGAUCCUACCCAGAAUGCACUGAGGGCUGUGGUGCUGAUGGAGAGUGUGACAUGGACAGCAGCACUGAAAAUGCCAACAGUUCUGACUCACUGGACCCGACACGGCAAGACGGACACCUGAAUGGCUCGGCAUCUGCGUCCGUCAUCUCUGGGGAGGAGCAGUUCGAAGAUUACGGCGAAGGGGAGGAUGUAGAUUUUACUCCCAGCAGCCCUUGCCCUGAAGAAGACACCCGAACAAAUGGCUUCACUGAAAUGGGAUCCUCGCUUCCCUCAAGUGCGGGUCAGACUCCUCAGAAGAUGAGGCAGCUGUAUAACAGUGAGCUGCUGGACAUCUACUGUUCUCAGUGCUGCAAGAAAGUGAAUCUACUCAAUGACCUGGAGGCUCGACUUAGGAACCUCAAGGCCAACAGUCCGAACAGGAAGAUUUCCAGCACAGCAUUUGGCCGUCAGCUGUUCCAGGCCAACCACAGUGUGUUUGGGUCCAGUCAGGGCAGCAGCACAGAGGAUCUGUUCACAGACAGCAUCGACUCCUGCGACCUGGACAUCACAGAAAAGGUCAGCUACCUGGAAAAGAAGGUGACUGAGUUGGAAAGCGACAGUCUGGCCAACGGUGACCUCAAGUCUAAACUGAAACAGGAGAACACACAACUUGUACACAGGGUGCAUGAGCUGGAGGAGCAGGUGAAGGAUGCAGAGACGAAGGCAGAUCAGAGUCUGGAGGAGGAGAUGAAGAGGCACCGGGAAGCUUACACCAAGAUGGAGAGGGACAGAAACACAGAGAUAGACCUGCUCUGUAACAGGGUGCAGCAGUUGGAAGAGGAGAAUGGAGACAUGAAGAUAAAUGUGUGCAGACUCAAGUCUCAGACAGAGAAACUGGACCAGGAGAAGCAGAGGAUGACAGACAAGCUGGAGGACACCAGUCUGAGGCUGAAAGAUGAGAUGGAUCUGUACAGGAAGAUCAUGGACAAGCUCUGGCAAAACCGCCAUGAGUUCCAAAAGGAAAAAGAGGCCAUGCAGGAGUUAAUUGAUGAUCUCCGCCGGGAGCUGGAGUAUCUGCAGCUGUUUAAGCUGGAGAUGGAGCAUCCUGGGAAAGGGAAGGGGCUGUCUGAGUUCAACGCCAAGACCAGGGAGAUCGAAAUGGAGCACGAAGUGAAGAGGCUGAAACAGGAGAACCAUAAGCUGCGGGACCAGAACGACGACCUGAACGCUCAGAUUCUCAGUCUGAGUUUGUACGAAGCCAAGAACCUGUUUGCCUGUCAGACCAAGGCCCAGUGUCUGGCAGCCGAGAUCGACAACGCCUCCAGAGACGAGCUGGUCGACGCUUUGAAGGAGCAGGAGGAGAUCAACCUGCGCCUGAGGCAGUACAUGGACAAAAUCAUUCUGGCCAUUCUUGACCACAACCCCUCCAUCCUGGAGAUCAAGAGUUAA
Molecule: messenger RNA, 1800 nt
Organism: Stegastes partitus (bicolor damselfish)
Lineage: Eukaryota; Metazoa; Chordata; Actinopteri; Pomacentridae
Gene: rab11fip4a
Product: RAB11 family interacting protein 4 (class II) a
Exons: 15
Coding region: 1-1800 (599 amino acids)
Biological process (GO): regulation of cytokinesis; endocytic recycling
Cellular component (GO): endocytic vesicle; cleavage furrow; midbody
Molecular function (GO): calcium ion binding
Source: RefSeq, a predicted model, not a curated record